GACUCAUUGGUCACAUGAGUCAUAAGAAAAGUUUGAUGUCCCAGCCAAGGUUUCAGACAAAGUUUUAGAAAACUUAAUAGAAGUUUUGAAAGUGCAGUGAUUUGAGAUGCGCAAAGUUGUGUGGCUUCUUCCAGCAGGGAAACAACACAAAAAACUGACCAGCUGGAAUAUCAAUACAGUUAAUGACUCUUGACAGAUUACAGUCGGGAAUCUGAAAGUUUGUUUUGCGACUGGAUGUGUGAGAGAAGAGAAAACAACUUUUAAAAUACAGCGACUGAACUGUGAGCACGUAUCUUUGUUGGGCGUCCUUUUGGGCAAGGAAUAAAAGCCUCAAAAGUUCGCCCUCGAAUUACCAAGAUUGAGCUUUUAAACUUUAGUGUAGUUUUUAAAAGAAGAAGAAAAAAAUACUGAGGAAAAAUAAUAUAUUCGACUUCUUGGAGUACUGUUUUAAAACUGGCAUCUGAUUUUUACUUUUUGUUGGAUUUAAAUAAAGGGGACAUUUCGUUUCUGAUUUUUUUCUUUUUUCUUUUGGUGAACUCGGACACCAUAGAGUUUUUUGUUGUUUUGGAAGCAUGGAUCCGAGCCAGCACACUCCUCCAGUGGGCCACCAGAUCAUCCAUGUCCGGGGCGACUCGGAGACCGAUCUGGAAGCGCUAUUCAACGCUGUCAUGAACCCGAAAACUGCCAACUUGCCCCCUUCAUUGCCCAUGAGAAUGAGGAAACUUCCCGAUUCCUUCUUCAAGCAACCCGAGCCAAAGUCGCAUUCCAGACAAGCUAGCACAGACGCUGGCACAGCCGGCAGCCUCACCCCCCAGCAUGUGCGGGCACACUCCUCGCCUGCCUCCCUGCAGCUGGGUACAGUGUCCCCCGGCUCAAUCACAGGAACAAUCCCUCCUGGUGCGCCCCCACAACACCUCCGGCAGUCCUCCUACGAGAUCCCCGAUGAUGUGCCACUGCCUCCUGGCUGGGAGAUGGCGAAAACCCCUUCCGGGCAGCGAUACUUUCUCAACCACCUGGAUCAGUCAACGACCUGGCAGGACCCCAGGAAAGCCAUGAUGUCCCCGAUGAAUGUCGUAGCUCCUGCCAGCCCUGUGCCCCCAGUGCAGCAGAACAUCAUGAACCCAGCCACAGGCCCACUUCCCGAAGGCUGGGAACAAGCUAUAACCCCUGAGGGAGAGAUUUACUACAUCAACCAUAAGAGCAAGACCACCUCCUGGCUGGACCCGAGGCUGGACCCACGCUAUGCCUUGAACUCUCAGCGGAUCAGCCAGAGUGCCCCCACGAAGCAGGCGCCGCCCCUGCCACCCCAGAGUCCUCAAAGCGGGGUGAUGGGCAGCAACAGCCAGAUGCGCCUCCAGCAGCUGCAGAUGGAGAAGGAGAGGCUGAGACUGAAGCACCAAGAACUGCUUCGGCAGGUGAGGCCGCAGGAAUUGGCUUUGCGUAACCAGAUCCCAACAAGCAUGGAGCAGGAUGGCGGCUCCCAGAACCCUGUCUCCUCCCCCGGGAUGUCCCAAGACGUCCGGACAAUGACGACCAACAGCUCAGACCCAUUCCUUAACAGCGGGACUUACCACUCCAGGGAUGAAAGCACAGACAGUGGACUGAGCAUGAGCAGCUACAGUGUGCCCAGGACGCCUGACGACUUCCUUAACAGUGUGGAUGAAAUGGACACAGGCGACUCCCUUGGUCCGAGCGCCAUGGCCACGCAGCCUAGCCGCUUCCCAGACUACCUUGACGCCAUCCCGGGCACCAACGUGGACCUGGGCACCCUGGAGGGCGACAGCAUGGCAGUGGAGACCGAGGAGCUGAUGCCCAGCCUGCAGGAGGCGCUCAGCUCCGACAUCCUGAACGACAUGGAGUCUGUGCUGGCAGCCACCAAGAUCGACAAAGAGAGCUUCCUCACGUGGUUAUAGAGGAAGGCAAGCAUCCUCCCCUUUCCCACAUACCCCACUGCAUGUGCGGGUCUCCUCACAAAAACUGCUGCCUAACAAAAUCUGUGGAGGAGAUGAAGAUGAUUACUGUUCCUUUUUUAUGUUUUUUGUAUCACAUUUCAGUCUUUCAGGACUUGUUUCCUUUUCUGUGAAAGAUGUUUCCUUUAUUGAUAUAUAAAAAGAAAAGGGUAAACAAGACAUAUGUGGAGGCAAUUCUGCUUUUCUUCUUUGUCCUCAAAGGCUGGCCUAUGAAUUGACACUUUAAGGGCCCCCCAAAUCUUUAAGCCUCUGUUUUUUUAUGUUUUGGACACUUACUGGUUCAAGUAUUGAGCCCCGAUGAGCAGAACUGGGCCAGUGUGGGUAUUACUUAGUAUGUAUGUGUUUUGCAGACCUUUGCAAAAGUAACCAACAAUCUUCUGUGUUCUCUGCCUCACAUUUGGCCAAAAUCAUCAAUACCAGAAUUGAUAUACAUUGGGACGUCCUACUACUCCAGUUUCAGCAUUUAAAAACAUAUUUUGUUUAUUCCUUUUCUUUAUUUUGUGUGUGCCUGAGAAACCAAAAAUGACGUAUCUGAACAAGCGAAAUGGAACUCUUCUCAGUACUGAUUUGGGAGUCCAGAGACGACGCCCAGUUUUGAUGAUCUCACUGCCGCGAUGGGAGGGGCUUAGUGUUCAGAUCCUGCUGCUUGGCUGGGCCAGCAUGUUUCUUUUUCUUAGAUGUGUCCUCAUCAAAUCAAGUGCCUUCAAUUGUAUUGUUUUUUUUUUUUUUGGGGGGGGGGGGGGGGACAAACAUAUAAUGCAUCAUAAAUCAGUAUAUUAGAGUAAGAAAUAUUAAUAUGAUGCACCAUGAAUGUUCUUUCACAUUCUACAGUAUAAUCAAAAUUAUAUUUCUGCCAAGAUCUGUUUUAAACAUUUUAAGAUAGUGGUUUUAUGAGAAAUAUAUAGUAAUGGGUAUUUGGUGAUCUUAAAAAAAAAAAAAAAAAAAGUGAAAAAAACCCUUGCUUCUUUAUUUUACAUAGUCUUAUUUAAGUCAGAUGUGUCCUUGUGUUUUAUCUGGUUUCCUUUUUUUAGUAUGAUUCGUGUACAUUCAUGCCUUGCAUACAUUGUUAGUUGAAACAUAUAUACUAGAUGAAACCUUCUUCGUAACCUUUUUUAGUUGCUAUUUUAAUGGAUGGUUUUUUAAAAGAAAGACUUUUCAGCACAUUACUGUGGGGCUGAGUUAUUAGGAUGUUGUAAGAGUUGGGUUUGCUACCCCUUCAGAAUCUGUCCUAGUUCUGUGUAGAAAUGAAGAGGCUCUAUCGCCAGGAUGUAAUGUUAUAUACAUCUCAAGUAUAAAACAGAACGAAACACCCUGCUUGGAACACCUGCUUUCUGAUAGCUGAUAUGAAUCUCACAAAAUACAGCAGCAGUGCUGGAAAUAUUUUGUAAAAAUGUUUAUUAAAACGACACGCCUGUCAACUAUUUUUCCAUUAAAAAAAAAAAAAAGAUGUAUUCCGACAGCCGUAUCUUAGAAAGUGAAGAGAAGGAAAAUGGGUCGUGGUCUGGCUGUUAUGACCUUGCGGUGAUACUCUACAGAAACAUUUCUAUCCAUCCUUGCGAACUCUUGCCAUGUAAUGUGCUGAAGCUCGCUCAUUGAAGACUGUAAUGCAAGUGUAUGUUGGUUGGAGGAUUGGGUCGCCGAGUGUGCAAGUGUAUAGCAGCAGUUAGCUGGGGGCUGAUGGUUAUAUUGAGAAUAUGCACGUAUGGAUUUUAGCAGGUAGAGAUGUUUGAUAUGAAAAUAUAUGCAGGAUUUGUUUUGGUUUUUUUUUUUUUUUUAAUCACGGCUUCCAAAGAGUAUUUUUUUUCUUUUUUAUGAGCAACAACAACAAAGUACAGUAAUUGUAUAAUCAGCCUUGUUUUUUGUUUAGUUUUGUAUAAGCUAAUGGGUGGUUUAGGUAUUCUGUUCAGUGCCGCCAGGUCCUGGUGUGUAUUUUUAGAAGUAUGUACGGAUGGAACAAGGUGAGAAGCCUUGUUUAUUUAAUGUUAAGGAGUUGUAUUCUUUUUAUUUUUGGCCCUGUGAGCGAAGUUUUUUUUUUUUUCAGGAAGUGGAGUACAAAAGGCCAUUCAGAUGAACAAAAUGUAUUUUAUCUGCUGUUUACAUGUUAAGAGAAGAACAACGAAAACACUUCAGUGGACUUAAAACGCCACCUGUUUUUAAAAAGAACAAAAAAAAAACACUUCCUAUUGUUCACACUACACAUGAUGACUGUCGUUUACAUUUAAAUAGAACUCUAAAAUAAUUCACUACAUUCUCUGUAGCAACAAAAAUAUAGGCCUCUUGUAAUUAUAUUAUUGUGAUAUACUUUUUUCUUUUCAUAAAACUGUGACCCCCUCCCCCAUUCCCAGUCCUCUCCUCUCCUCCCCACCUUACAAUAAAGCAAUCAUUGGAGGGGUGUUGAUUGUGGCAAUUAAUAAGACAAAGUUCUCCAGUGUUACCAUGGAAAUCAGGAGCCUAUGGCUAUUUUUAAUUUUUUUUAAAACAUUUAAGAGCAUAGUAUCUGUAAAAUGGUGGAGGUUUAAAAUAACAAUAUAACAAGCAGUCAGAGCUGAAGCAAUGCAACAAAGAAAAGCAAAGUAUCUUCCGAACAAGUGGUUGUACAGCACUGUCUUUGCACGUGUCUAUGGAGCUAUUGCUAAACGGUAUUUUUUUGUUGUCACUUAAGCAUGGUUUUAUGCAAGCUAGUGUGUGCUUGCCAGCAUGUGUAAUAGUUGUUGACCUGUCUCUGUGUCUAGAGGUAGUACUAAUCACGUUUUAAAGGUUUUGUAUUAGAGAAUUCCUAAAUGCACACACAUUGAAUUUGUAUUCAAUAAUGGAUGUUUUGAUUCUUUUUCUUUUUCUUAGAUGUAUGAGCAUGCCAGUAUGUUAGAAGCAUACAUUCUGUUACAUUAUAUCUCUUUAUAUAAGACUUUUAAAAUUGGCCUCUGUUCAUAUGGAAUAAAAUAUAUACUUUGUGGUAAAA
Molecule: messenger RNA, 4929 nt
Organism: Acipenser ruthenus (sterlet)
Lineage: Eukaryota; Metazoa; Chordata; Actinopteri; Acipenseriformes; Acipenseridae
Gene: yap1
Product: Yes1 associated transcriptional regulator
Exons: 8
Coding region: 573-1913 (446 amino acids)
Biological process (GO): positive regulation of transcription by RNA polymerase II; hippo signaling
Cellular component (GO): cytoplasm; nucleus
Molecular function (GO): transcription corepressor activity; transcription coactivator activity; protein binding
Source: RefSeq, a predicted model, not a curated record